Messenger RNA from Anopheles coluzzii, 1110 nucleotides. RefSeq lists its product as uncharacterized. The record is from RefSeq and is a predicted model, not a curated record. NCBI's taxonomy places the organism in Eukaryota, Metazoa, Arthropoda, Insecta, Diptera, Culicidae. The transcript has 2 exons. The coding region runs from base 126 to 890 and encodes 254 amino acids.
GUGCUAAGAGCAAAUCCGCAUCAGUUUUACUCCAGAACUUGAGGUGAUCGAAGGUGACCACUUGUAAACAGUGUUUGUGUUUUAAGCUACGAUACAUUCAGUGAAAGUGACAUCAACCAUCCACCAUGUGGCAAAAGUUUGCACUGCUGACGGUGUUGGCAUUCUUUGCCUGCCAGCAGCUCGUAUGGUCGAAAACGGUCGCAGUGCCGGAGGUGGUCAAAAAGGUGCUGCCCCGUGCCGCCGACAGCGAGGUGCUGAUCGAGUUCGACCGGCUCUUUAACCAGCUGCACUACGACGUCGACUACAAGCUGCGUGUGCUGCGCAUGAACCAAUCGCUCGCGAUCAAAAACCUAAACGCCCAGUUCAUCUCGCGCUUCGGCAUUGUGAUCACCCAGAUACAGGAGGAGAAGCUGCGCGUGAAGGACGCCAUCCUGCAGCACGCGCUCGAGAUCGGCAACACGCAGAACCCGUGCAUUGUCGAGAAGAACGACGAAGCGCUCCGGCAGGCUACACAAUCGGCCGCCGACAUUAGCCUGGCGGCCGAGCUGGCCUACGCCGACAUGUCGACGGCGUCGCGCGUCUUCUUCUACCCGCAGGUGCAGGCCUUCCAGAACAGCUCGACCGCCCUGCAGAGCACGGUGGUGGAGAAACUGAGCCGCUCGAAUGCGGUGACGGAUUUGGACAUUACGCUCGCAGAGCUGGCGUACUACUACGAGGGCGAGGAGAACAAAAUCGAGCGUGUGCUGACCGGCAUCGAGCAGGAACUGGCCAACUUCCAGGAGGUCGUGAACAAUGUGCGCCGCGACAUCUGGGCAAUGUCCGAUACGAUCGCGCGUAACUUUGUGUUCAACAUGGGUCUUUUGCUCGAGGAUGCACUGCAGUGUUCGUAAUUUGGCUUUCCCUAGUCUUCCCGCUUCGGUGCGUUAUAUUCGCGGGGGGUUGAUGAUGCCAUCUUCCGGUUGAAUUUUGAGCCUGGUGUAAUAAGAUAUCGCCCGAAUCGAGAACCUAAAAGGGGCAGCGGACAGGGAGGAAUGGAGCGUAUCGCCUGAGGGUGUGUGGUGCUCAAUUAUCGAGAUAUGGCUUCUAAUAAACCCGUAUUUACUAGGUAAA